Messenger RNA from Nelumbo nucifera (sacred lotus), 1435 nucleotides. The record is from RefSeq and is a predicted model, not a curated record. NCBI's taxonomy places the organism in Eukaryota, Viridiplantae, Streptophyta, Magnoliopsida, Proteales, Nelumbonaceae.
GAAUGUGUGUGACCCUAACACGGGUUUACCAUUUUACCCAACCCAUUGACAUCCCUACUCCCAAACAUGGCCUAAGCUGCACUGGACGCAGGUCAAAGGUGCCUCUGGAUUUACAACCUUCAUUUCUUCUUUUCAGACUCGCCGUCUUCGUUAAACUCCGAAUCCUUCCCCGUCUGACCAGAAGCUUGGUACUAGCAAUGGCGUCGGCUAUUUCGAGAAACAAAUAUUGUUGGUUCAUUCGUCGCAGUCUCCUCUUCUACAAUCAGCACCACUGCAAGCUAAUUAAGGCAUUGCCUCCCUACAUUCAACGCUUCCAUGGAGUCCCGGACAUUCCCCAAUUUAGAGCCAACCCAGCCAUCUCAUCGGUUAGUUAUCUAGGUUAUGGAACGCAGCCGUGCACUAUAGUUCAAAGAUAUAUAUGUAACAGUACUACUGUUAAUCCUGAAAACCUAGCGCCAAAGAAGCCUGUAGAAUCUAAUUCCGAGGAGAGUGAGAAAUCUGGGGAAUCAAAAGGAACUGGUGAAGCCGGGAAGCCUGUUCGUGGCGGGCCUGUUUCAUGGUUGAGCUUUCUCUUGCUGAUUACGACUGGGGCAGGACUUGUAUUUUAUUAUGACAAGGAGAAGAAGCGGCACAUUGAAGAAAUACAUAAUGCCUCUGUUGCGGUAAAAGAGGGGCCUUCUGUAGGAAAAGCUGCUAUUGGGGGUCCAUUCAACCUUGUUGAUCAUAAUGGGAAGUCUGUUACAGAGAGAGACUUCUUGGGGAAAUGGACUUUGAUAUAUUUUGGGUUCACACACUGCCCUGAUAUUUGCCCAGAUGAGCUACAAAAGUUGGCUGUUGCAGUUGACAAAAUAAAGGAAAAGGCUGGGAUUGAUAUAAUACCAAUUUUCAUCUCAGUUGAUCCCGAGAGAGACACUGUUGAGCAAGUAGGAGAAUAUGUUAAAGAGUUUCACCCAAAUUUAAUUGGGUUAACUGGUAUGCCAGAAGAGAUCAGGAAAGUUGCACGUGCUUAUCGAGUGUAUUAUAUGAAGACAGAAGAGGAAGGCUCUGAUUACCUGGUUGAUCACUCUAUUAUCAUGUACUUGAUGGGACCAGACAUGGAGUUUGUAAAAUUUUUCGGGAAGAACCAUGACGUGGAUACACUUACAGGAGGAGUAAUUAAAGAGAUAAAGCAGUAUAAAAAAGUUUGAUUCCUUGAUCUUAUUAUACUUUUGUCUCAUGAAUUUUGUGGCAUCUGUGUCUCAAAGGCGAUUUUAGUUUGGUCUUCUUGUGUUCGAGUAUCUGUCUAGUUUUAUUAGAGAAAUGCUGCUUUAUAUGGUGAGACUGCCAAAACUGGAAUAAUUAUUCAGGUUGACCUUGGACAUAGACUUUAAGAGAAUAUUCCUGCUAUCUCAUCCCAUCAAUUUAAAUUACAACUGAACCUAUAAAUGUUGCCCUC